AUAGUGCUAAGCUCACGAUUUUUUUUUUCCAAAUAGCAAUGACGACAAAACAAACAAACAAACAAACAAACAAACAAUUCAAAACAAAACAACAACAGGAAUCAAUGCCAAGUUUAAAAUUUGCUUUCAGAAUCGAAGAAAACGUCUUAAAUAUUAGUUCCCCAAUGAGAGAAGCUUGCGAUUUUUUUCGGUCCCAGAUCCCGAGGCGGGCUCACGUGCGUUACCACGUGUCACAGUUCAGCUCAAGAAUUUAUUUUUAUGAAAUAGUACAACUGAGUAUUUUUUUGUCACGCAAUCUUUUUCUAUUGUGUCAGACGUGUAAGUCAAACAUUUUUCAAGGGUUUAAAGCAGACUGUUCCACCUAUUCAGUGGUGCCUCGCCUUUUUUUGGAAAUAUCAAACAUUAAUUGCAAGCUGAAGCGAUCAAGAGUCAAACAUGGUGUUCGAAGAAGACAGAAAACCUUUACAACCCGUGGAUUGGGUUAUAAUAGCCUUCUACUUCGUUGCCUGCAUUCUUGUUGGCCUCUGGACCAAGUUCAGACAGCAGAAAGGAAAGGCCGAGACUGCAGAAACGUUUUUCUUAGCUGGAAGAUCUAUGAUGUGGUGGGCGGUUGGACCCAGUUUGUUUGUGAGCAACAUCGGCAGUGAGCACUUUAUUGGGUUGGCUGGGUCAGGAGCUGCUACAGGGAUUGGUGUAGGAUCCUAUGAGUGGCAGGCACCUUUUAUCUUACUCCUUCUUGGAUGGGUUUUUGUGCCAAUUUACCUCAAAUCCAGGGUGUACACGACGCCUGAAUACUUGCUGAAAAGAUUCCACAGCACAAAGAUUCGAACAUGUUUGACAGCAGUGGCUCUUAUCUCGUAUGUCCUCACCAAAAUUUCUGUCGAUAUCUAUGCCGGCAGUGUGUUUCUGUAUGAAGCUGUUGGUUGGAAUGUUUAUCUCUCUGCUGCUUGUAUUUUGGCCAUCACAGCUGUCUACACUGUCUUGGGUGGUUUAACGGCUGUAUUCUUCACCGACGUGCUGCAGUGUACCAUAAUGAUCAUUGGUGCCAUUGUUGUCGCUAUAAUGAGCUUUUCGAAAGUUGGUGGAAUGGAUGGUCUGUGGGAGAAAUAUGGUUCUGCUAUCGGUCAAUCCAUUACAACCACUACUGUUGCACCAACAACGGUAGCCAGCAAUUUCACGACAGUAGCUGCUGCUUUAAGCACCGUGACAUCCACAGCUUCGAAUCACAGCAGCAACCAAACUGCUGAUAGCUGCUUCAAGUUAACUCCUUAUUGGGGUAACCUGGUGCGACCACUGGACGACCCAGACUACCCCUGGUUGGGAUUGUGGACGUCUCUGUUCAUUACAUCUGUGUGGUACUUUUGCACUGACCAGGUAAAAUGUGAAAAAAAAUCUAAUUUUAUUUGCUGAGUAUACUGAGUACUGAAUUGCGAUGCUCGCACCCUAUGAGUUUGAAUCAGUAUGGAAAUGGAAGUAAAUGUUUUGGGCUCGCGGUGCAGCGUACAGAACG
Orbicella faveolata is the source of this 1510-nucleotide messenger RNA. Its product is annotated as sodium/mannose cotransporter SLC5A10-like. Gene Ontology annotation, molecular function: D-glucose:sodium symporter activity. Gene Ontology annotation, biological process: transmembrane transport. The record is from RefSeq and is a predicted model, not a curated record. NCBI's taxonomy places the organism in Eukaryota, Metazoa, Cnidaria, Anthozoa, Scleractinia, Merulinidae. Gene Ontology annotation, cellular component: plasma membrane.